Messenger RNA from Prorocentrum cordatum, 189 nucleotides. The record is from the annotation of a GenBank genome assembly. Lineage: Eukaryota; Dinophyceae; Prorocentrales; Prorocentraceae.
GCAGAGCCGCUGGACUGGACCCACAGCAGCGUCCUCGGCCUCCAGCGGUCGCACUCGCUGCUGAUACGGAGGAACCAGAGGGUGGCGGCCGAGGCGCCUCGGGUGCAGGGCGGCGCCACGCCCCGGCGCUCCAUGAUCCGCGCAGAAGCACCGUCCACGGCGUCGCCGGCGCAGCAGCGGACCGUCUGA